CCCUCUUCUCGCAUCCUGUCUGGUGAAGAUAGCAAGCGGCAGCAGAAAUUAGACCAGACUGAUGCUGUUAUAUUUCCUUAAUUAAAUCAAUUAAACAGAGAUUAAAAUAACUCAAACGACCGAAAUCGUUAUAAAAAGAGCACAAUGAUUCGUUUUAUCCUCAUCCAGAAUAGGGCAGGGAAGACCAGGCUUGCCAAGUGGUACAUGCAGUUUGAUGAUGACGAGAAACAGAAGCUGAUCGAAGAAGUUCAUGCUGUAGUGACCGUUCGUGAUGCCAAGCACACCAACUUUGUAGAGUUCAGAAACUUCAAGAUCAUUUACAGGCGGUAUGCCGGCCUGUACUUCUGCAUCUGCGUGGAUGUGACAGACAACAACUUGGCUUACCUGGAAGCUAUUCACAACUUUGUUGAGGUUUUGAAUGAGUACUUCCAUAAUGUGUGUGAAUUAGAUCUGGUCUUCAAUUUUUACAAGGUUUACACAGUUGUGGACGAGAUGUUUCUUGCAGGAGAGAUCCGAGAAACUAGCCAGACGAAGGUCCUCAAGCAGCUCCUUAUGCUGCAGUCUCUGGAGUAGAGAGCCCAUUGGUGUCCAGUCACUCAAUCAAUUGACCAACAUUGCAGCAUGCCCUGCCCACCUCUGCUGCAACCAAGCCAUAAUAUGGGUGUUGUCUCGCUGAAAUAAAUACACAAACGUUUCACCUUUUCUUAAAAUGUAUAAAAUCACGUUUUUGCAUUCAGUUACUUAUGAAUUUUCAAGAAGAUAUGCAUUUGGAAGAAGACCUCCCCAGUUAUUUAGUUUUGACCUAAUUGCUUCUCCCAGUGCUUUGGCUCAGCCAGACUCAAAUACUUCAGCGAUUUUAUAGCACAGUAGACUUGAAAGAGUCUAACUGGCAACCUCUCCAAGCCCAUUCAUUAACUAAAAUAGAGAAUAGCCAUCCUGACGGCCAAAACCGGCAAGUCACGGAAGCAUCUGAACCAUGAGGUCCACACUCUACACUACAAAUCCUGAAAGAAAUGUUAUCUUGGUGUUGUUAAAUCCUCAUUUUCUCAAAUGAAACCUUCCCAGACAUGUCGUAUCUAGAGUUCUCUUAUGACCAGAAAGGUCAAUUAACAAAAUAAAAUUCCCACAUUCAAAUCAAAUAUUCAUUUAAAGGGAUAGAUCACCCAAAAAUGAAAGUUAUGUCGUCAUUUACUUGCACAGAGAUUGUUCCAAACCCACAUGACUUUUGUGGAACACAAAAGGGGAUGGUAGGCAAAAUUUUUGUGACUAACAUUUAAUUCAUUGUAUGGAAAAUGUAGCAUUGUCAUUUUGUGUUUAUGGAACAACAUGAGGGUAAUUAAAUGAGGUCAGAAUUUUGAUUUUAACUGAACUAUUCCUAUUGGAACUUGUUUAGUUCAAAUCUAUUGUGCUACUUGCAUAAAGCAGUACUUUUGAAGGUUUUUUUUGUUUUGUAUUGUGUACAUAUACAUUAUAUAUGCAUAUAUUUUAAGUGUAAUUUUAUGAACUAACCAGUCAUUCCAGUCAUCUAAAUGCUCUCUGAUGCUGCUCAUGUUCUUCCACUGUAAGCGUUCAGAUUGCAUUGAAGUCUGUUGGCAGUGUGGAGAACUAGAGCCGGUGAUUAGGGAGUGGUUUAGGGAAGAAGGCUUUGUAAAAGAAUUGAUCUUGGGGGAAAUGACAAAAGAUGGUCUUUUAAUUUCCCCUUUUGUAGCGGCAGUUUCCUUGAUCCAAAAACUCUAUGGCAACUGCUCAGCCUUGAAACGUUCCAUUACAGUUAGAUUCAUACAAGUUACUGUGAGAAUUUGUCUUUUUGUUUUAUACAGUUUAUUUUUAUUUUGUUUUUGUCCCAAAAUAUUCUAGAUUUGCCUAUUUGUCCCUGUAAGAUUGCAGAGUAAGAGUUGAUGUAAGUGGUGUUAUACCCCCAUAUGUUUCUGUCAGUGUAUAUAUCCAUGAUGGUGAAAUAAACCUUUAA
Xyrauchen texanus (razorback sucker) is the source of this 1969-nucleotide messenger RNA. RefSeq names its product adaptor related protein complex 2 subunit sigma 1 (gene ap2s1). Gene Ontology annotation, molecular function: clathrin-cargo adaptor activity. NCBI's taxonomy places the organism in Eukaryota, Metazoa, Chordata, Actinopteri, Cypriniformes, Catostomidae. Gene Ontology annotation, biological process: clathrin-dependent endocytosis; intracellular protein transport. Bases 145 to 573 code for a protein of 142 amino acids. The record is from RefSeq and is a predicted model, not a curated record. The transcript is spliced from 5 exons. Gene Ontology annotation, cellular component: intracellular membrane-bounded organelle; membrane coat; AP-2 adaptor complex.